AUGCCGCCACAUGAACUUCACUUUGGCAGACCUAUGUCCGGUCCAUUAACAAUCGAGGACCCCAUACUAUUCGUGGGACGGCUCACACAAUCAUUCUUUUCGCAAACCCUGACUACCCUCCACCUCACCAAAUGCAAGAACAUGCCAUUGCCUAUUUUCCUCAUCUGCCCCAAGUUGAGAGAAGUACGCCUUGACUUCGUGGGAGUUACUGAAGAGAGCUACGAUGAAUACCCAGAGGAAUAUUGCUCUAGCUGA
Molecule: messenger RNA, 255 nt
Organism: Laccaria bicolor S238N-H82
Lineage: Eukaryota; Fungi; Basidiomycota; Agaricomycetes; Agaricales; Hydnangiaceae
Exons: 1
Coding region: 1-255 (84 amino acids)
Source: RefSeq, a predicted model, not a curated record